UUAUAUACUAGUGUGAAUAAUCUAUUUAUUUAUUUAUUUUCUUUCUUUUUUUUUCUCUCUCUUUUUUUUUAUUUAUUUAUUUUAUUUUGUAUAUUUUGUAAAUAGUUAUCAUUCAUGAAAGAUACUUUAUUUGAACUGAAAGAAACAUCAAAAAGGGAGAACGUUACUUACCAUUUUCAACCUAAUCAACAUUUUAAUGCUAUCAAACAUGUCAUUAUUAAACGUUGUAAACAAAAAUUACCUCGCAUUAGCCCUCCACCACCUCUUCCACAACAUGUAGGUGGAUUACCUUCACCUCCUGCAGAAGAAAAGAAAGAAAUGAUAGAGGAAGAACGAUCACGAUCACCUAUAAUAAUUGAAGAAAAAAAGAGUUUGAGUAGUCAUGAAAUUAAAGAAAAAAUCGAACUUUUAAAAGAAGAGAAACACAAGUUAUUCCAACUUAUAAAAAGAAUGAUGAUAGAAGAGGAAGAAAAUAAAAAACGAGAACGAUAUUUAAAGCAACAAGAAGAAGAAGAAGAGAAUAGAAAACGAUUAAUAGAAGAACAACAAAAAAAUGAAAAGCCUUCAAAAAAGAAGAGUAGAUGGGCUCCUAUUUCAUCAUCAACAGAUAAUUCAUUUUAUAAUAACAGUCAUCAUCAUCAUUCAGCAACUUCCUCCUAUUUCUAUUCUUCUACUCGUUUACCUGCUCCAACAAACAGAUAUAAUAAUAAUACGCCAAAUCCAAGGAUAAGACAUUAUCAUAUUCCAUCAAGGUCUCCGUAUUCAAGAUGAAAGCUUAUUACUUUU
Cokeromyces recurvatus is the source of this 786-nucleotide messenger RNA. RefSeq lists its product as uncharacterized. Bases 115 to 771 code for a protein of 218 amino acids. The transcript is spliced from 2 exons. NCBI's taxonomy places the organism in Eukaryota, Fungi, Mucoromycota, Mucoromycetes, Mucorales, Mucoraceae. The record is from RefSeq and is a predicted model, not a curated record.